This is a messenger RNA of Melampsora larici-populina 98AG31, 921 nucleotides long. RefSeq lists its product as uncharacterized. The record is from RefSeq and is a predicted model, not a curated record. Gene Ontology annotation, biological process: attachment of spindle microtubules to kinetochore. Bases 200 to 706 code for a protein of 168 amino acids. Gene Ontology annotation, cellular component: spindle microtubule; DASH complex. NCBI's taxonomy places the organism in Eukaryota, Fungi, Basidiomycota, Pucciniomycetes, Pucciniales, Melampsoraceae. The transcript has 4 exons.
CUGAAUCGAUUCCGAUUAUCUCUAGAAAGCUUGAAGUAAAACACACAGCUCUUGUUUAUUUCGAAAGGACAACAAAUGAAACCUAUUCCAAAUAUCCUCGAUCAACAAAUUUCGGUUUAACACGAGGCUUGUGAAUAUCAUCGAAUAAGAAAUACGGUCACCAAAACUUCUCAAGAUCCACUUCUUUUCCAAACCAAGCAUGACAUCCCAUCAACUUUCUCAAUCAACAAACCCAUUAAUCUCACUCAGAAAUGCAGCUCAAUCUUUAAAUCGAACUAAUCAAAAUUUGAAAUCAUGUGUUGAAACUUUAAGUCAAGUUACUUCACAAUUACCCAGAACAAUGACGAUCACCAAAAACACUCAAUUUUUUGAAUUAGUUUCAGUUUCAGAAAUCAAACAAGCUCGAUUUUUAGCAAGAAAUGAAAUGGAUCCCGAAAUCAACAGUUUAUUAAUCAAAUCAUCAGAAGGAUUAAAAAGAUUACAAACUCGUGAACAACUUUUAAGAACAACUAUUGAGAAAAGAGAUUUAGCUUAUGUAGAUGAAGAAGAAACAGUUGAACAGGAAGAAGAAGAAGUUGAAGGCAUAGAAGAAAUGAAUCAAAUCAGAUUAGAGAAAAAGGUUUUGAUUGAUGAAUUAAAUAAACUUGAAAAACAAAUUGAAAAACAAACCAGUUUGAUAAACUCGGUCUCAUCAGUUCCUCAUUGACAUUGACAAGCACAUCCUAUUUGAUCUCUCGCUUGUUUCUUUGUUACUUGAACUUUAUCCAUGUAAACCUUGUUUACCCUUGUACAACUUGUAUGCGUAUUAUUACUUCAUGGAAAAACGAUUCGAAAAUUUCCGGCCAUUAUUGUCUAGUCUAGUGCUCCUACUCUUUGUAAAUCCACUUCAAUAACUUAUAAAAAUUGAGUUUUUUAAAAACC